AUGUGCAUACACAGAAUGGCAGCACAGGUGUGGAGGUCAAAUUGCCACGCCAUUUUCACGAAAACUUGACGAAAUGUAGUGUUUGCUAAAUUACUAAAUUAUAAAAUACGAAUUUAUCGAAUUUCUCUGGUUAAGUUUGAAAAAUGGCUUUACACUCUGACGAUUUAAAAAUGGAGGCAAAUGGAUCUCGUUUGAACAAGCUUAUAAUAAAUAAAGGAACACAAGCCUUGAGAGAAACAUUGCAAUCUCUUAUAAAACCAUCAAAUUUACGUGCCACACUUAAUGAUCCUCGUACAAAGAGGAAAUUGACAUCACUAAAACGCAAAGUCAUCUCUUCAGGGGAUUGGGAUCUUCUUUACCCAGCAACUGGUUCUCCGGACGUUGAAAACUUUACUAUCACAUUAUUGUUUAUCUUAUUACGAAACUUAUGUGGUCUGAAUCCACCAGCUACUGGAUGGAAUGCUUUUCCUCCCUCUUCAGAUUUUUCAAUCUCAUCAGAUAUUGUAAGAAUAAGGUUUUACAGAAACAUAGUGAUGGGUCACAUAACUACAACUAGUCUUGAUGACAGCGAGUUUGAAGGAUUGUGGAAAGAAAUAUCAAGAGCAUUGGUUGGUCUGGGUAUUCAACAAGCUGAAAUCGAUGAAUUAAAGUAUGCUCCACUCAGUCCCCAUGAGGCCUAUUACAGAGAAAUGUUGAAAGACUUGCAAACAAAACAUGAACUGGAUCUGCCAGAUGAUAAUAGUUCCAACAAACUUACACCAGAGGAAAUCGAAAAAGUUAGUCAGAAAGUUGCAACUAGAUGGAAUCGACUGAGUUUACUUCUACAAAUACCUUCAGUCCAAUUGAAAGAAAUUUCUUCAAACCACGUAAAAUAUCCAGAUCCUUCCGCAAAGUCUAAAAAGAUUUUGGAGAUCUUCAAUGAGCAAACGAACUUCGAUCGACUUAUAUUGAAUAAUUGUCUUAAAAAAAUACAACUUGAUUUGGAUAAAAUUUUAUCUCCACCAAAACAGAUCUUGCAUGAAAUUGAAGCGCGUUCUUCAAGAAUUUAUCAAGGAACAAGUGAAGCCAGGAGUAAAACUCAUGCCUUUUUACUCACAAAUCAUAAGUAAUUGAAUGCAAACCUCGGGUUAACUAUUCAACAUACGCAAAAUGACGAGUCUUUAAGUGGGAUGACAAAACACAACCUACUGAUGCAUAGGUGAAGGUAAAGUAGAGUAUGUUAGUAGAGGGCAGAGGGAGGUGUCAGAAAGUGAUGUUUACAGAGAAAAACCAUGGAGAUGCGCUGUGAAUGGACAAGUGGAAGCUUUAUGUUUUGAUGUGUUGUUGCCUAUUUUCUCGAUAUGAUUUAUGGCAAAGUAACAGAAAGAGAAACAUGUAAUCAUUUACUGUUGAAAUUUUACGUGUGCGAGGAAGUCAUAUGUCCUGCAUUUUUAUAAGAAAUAGAUAUAGCUAUAUGACGAUAGGCGUAUCAACAAUCGGGUUAAAAAAUGCAUGAUUUGAGAAAUAAAGUAUUUGUAUUUAUUGCUUGUUAUAGAAGCAAUGUUUCAACACUAGAAAGAAAUUUCGUUUCAUAUUAUAUACAUUUUACGCAUA
Messenger RNA from Xenia sp. Carnegie-2017, 1593 nucleotides. Its product is annotated as E3 ubiquitin-protein ligase DZIP3-like. NCBI's taxonomy places the organism in Eukaryota, Metazoa, Cnidaria, Anthozoa, Malacalcyonacea, Xeniidae. Bases 144 to 1109 code for a protein of 321 amino acids. The transcript is spliced from 4 exons. The record is from RefSeq and is a predicted model, not a curated record.